UUUUUGUUUUCAUGUGUGUGAAGGUGAAUUGACGUGUGUGUGUACACAACUCUUUCGAUGCGCCAUAUUAAAAUCAACAAAGAACAAUUUCAUAAAAAAUAUACAUAAAAUUUCAAACAACAAUAUAUUUAUUUAAACAAUCAAUCAAUUAAUAAAUUUUUUUGUGUAUUUUAUAAUUAAAAUCAUAGUGUGUGUGUGUGUUUGGCAGUGUGUUUAAUUAAGUAAUUAAAAAAAUCAAAAUUGACAUUUCGAGUAUCAUCACUCAUUGGCUAUCUGUCAUUAUUAUUUUUUUUUUUUAUUUUUUUUUCGAUUCGCAGCGUAUGACGCAGUAGAAGUGUAGAGGCAAGUGUAGAAGGUCGCCAGUGAAAGAAACAAUAAAAAAAGAGUAAAUUAAAUUUAAAAAUUAUUUAAAAUAUAAAAUGAAAAAUACAGUUAAACAAACAAAUAAAGUUUAUUGAUCAAUGAAAGCAGAAUGUCUGCAGAUUCACCAAGAAGAGGGUUGCACAAAGGCGCCCAAAUAAUAUCACCACAACCAAUUAGUGAUAAAUCAAUAAUUGAUAGUGUUGCUGGUAUUAUAAAUGACAUUGUUCCGCAGGCAUAUACUAGUACACCAAGCAAUGACAACAAAGAAGCAAUAACAUGGGCAAGAUUUGAAUUUGCUGAUACAACAAAUACUGAUUAUUAUUCUGAUUUUCUUGAAAUAUCAGCUUGUCCACCAUUAAUAUUAGUACUUGGAUAUGCAACUGGUGUACAGGUAUGGCUUGUUGGUGCAUCAGGUGAAGCAACAGAAGUAUUAUCAUGGCGUCAAGGUGUUGUACGUACAUUGAGAAUAUUACCAAAUCCAAAAUUAGAUGAUGAACAUCAAGAUUUAUAUGAAAAAAAACGUCCAAUUGUUGCAAUAUGUGAUUCAUCUGGUUCUGGUACACAAUUUUGUAAUGUUAGUUUUGUAUCAUUACGUACUGGUGAACAAGUUAAAAAUAUAAAAUUUAAAAAUCAAGUAUGUGAUGUAUUGGCAAAUAGAAAAACAAUUGUCGUAACAUUUAUUGAAAAAAUUGCUGUAUUUGAUUCACGUAAAUUUGAUGAUAUAUUAACAGUAACAACAUGUUAUUUAAGUCCAGGACCAAAUCAAAAUCCAAUAGCACUUGGUACAAGAUGGUUAGCAUAUAGUGAAAAAAAAUUAUUACCAACAAGACGUAGUAGUGGUGGUAGUGAAGGUGAAGGUGUACAAAGUUAUACAGCAACUGUAUUAUAUGCUGCAAAAUCACUUGGUAAAGGUUUACGUGGUCUUGGUGAAACAGUUGCAUCAAGUUUAACUGGUAAUAAUAGUAUCAGUAAUCAAUUAAAUAUUCAUCAUAAUAAUCAUCAUAAUUUAUCAAAUAAUAAUAAUGCAAAUAAUAAUAGCAACAAUAGUGGUGGUGGUGGUAGUGGUAGUAGCAACAGCCACAACAACAGUAAUAAUAUAAAUAUAAAUGAUACAACACAACCAGGUGUUGUAACAAUACUUGAUUUACAAGCAGCUAAAGAUGAAAAAGAAUAUGAUGAUUCAACAAUUGAAACAGUUGUUGCACAUUUUACAGCACAUAAUGAUGCAAUUGUAUCAAUGACAUUUGAUUUAACUGGUGCAAUAUUAAUGACUGCUGAUCGUCGUGGUCAUGAUUUUCAUGUAUUUCGUAUACAACCACAUCCUGGUGGUCCAACACUUGCUGCUGUACAUCAUUUAUAUGUUUUACAUCGUGGUGAUACAACAGCCAAAGUACAAGAUAUGAUAUUUUCAUCAGAUACACGUUGGGCAGCAGUAUCAACAGUACGUGGUACAACACAUGUAUUUCCAGUAGCACCAUAUGGUGGACAAAUUGGUAUGAGAACACAUUCAACAUCACAUGUUGUUAAUAGAUUAUCAAGAUUUCAUAGAAGUGCUGGUUUAACUGAUGAUACUGGUACACGUUCACAUUCACCAGUAUCACACAAUGAAAUACCAAUAUCUGUUUAUCCAUAUAAUAAUCCAAGACUUCCACCAUAUCCACAUCCAACAAUAAUACAUCCAUUAGCACAAAUACGUCAACCAUCAAAAUUACAAACAACAAAUUGUCAAUUAUUACAAACAAAUAUGAGAACACAACAACAAAGACAACGUUUACAUUCAGAUGAUAAUAAUAAUAAUAACAACAACAAUAACAACAAUCAUCAUCAUCACAAUAAUAAUCAUCAUCAUCAUAAUAAUAUAAAUAAUAUAACAAAUGGUAGUUUACCAUUAAAAAUAUGUGCAUUAUUUGCACCAUCAAGAACAUGGGCAUAUAAUACACAAAGAGAUUCAACAACAAGUAAAAUAAAUAAUACAAAACGUGCUAUUGAUUCAUUAUUUAUAAUGGCAUGUCAUGGUAAUAUGAUACAAUAUGAUUUAGAACCAAAACCAGCAACUGGUAUACCAAAAGAAAAAAUAUGUGAUGAUACUAUGAUUGAAUUGGAAGUUGAAGCUAAAGGACAAUGGCCAUUAUUAAGAUUAACAAAUUCCAUUGAAAUAAUACCACCAUUACCACAAUCAAAUCCAUUAUUAGUUUUAUUUGGUAAUAAUCAUCAUUUUACAAAUGAUAAAAAUGAACAGCAACAGCAACAACAACAACAACAACAAAUGGAUACUGCUGAAGAUCGUUGGUUGAGUCAAGUUGAAAUAGUAACACAUGCUGGACCACAUAGAAGACUUUGGAUGGGACCACAAUUUGUAUUUAAAACAUACAAUGCACCAAGUGGUGUUAAUUUAUCAGAAUCUGAAGCUGUUGAAAUUGGUGUUACUGGUGGAUCAAGACCAGCAAGAUCAAAUCCAGUUAAUAUGCCACAUUCUGCUACUGCUGCUUGUGGCACAAGACCACUUGUACCAGUUAUCAUUGAUGGAUCUGGAAGUAGCUAUGAACAAUCACCAAGAUUCAUGGAAGUGUAUGGUGAUUCAUUGGAAAAUGACAGCAUGGGAUCUGGACAUGGAGAAAAUCAAUUACGUGAGGAUCUUGCUGAAGCCAUGCUUGAAACAUCAACAGCACCCAAUAGAGUACCAGGGAGACGAUUGGUAGUUGAAAGGGUGGGACAACCGGUAACAAAAGUCGUCAAUCCAUUGGGCACCGUGAUAACAGUAUUGGCUGAUGAAGAAGACGCGAAUACAAAUCAAGAAUAUAAUGAUAUAGAAGAUACUCAUCAACAAGCACCUAGAAGUUUAUGUGCUGAAGAAGGUCCAGCAUCAUUGAGUGAUAUUGAACAAGAUGGUGGUUGUCCUCUUCGUAAUUUAACUAAAAUAUGUGCUGAAAUGCGUCACACAAAUGAAUCAACAACAAUUGAUACAAUAAGUGAUGAUAAUAUACAUGAAAUUAAAAUUAAUAAAAAUUUAUGUAUUGCUAUGAAUAAUAAUAGUAAUAGUAAUAGUAAUACAACAACAACAACAAUUGAUUAUGAAAAAACAGAUAGUUUUCAUGAUAUAUCAACAAAUUUAAGUUUAUGCGUUGAACAAGGUGAAAUAGUUCCAACAAGUUCAAUGACACAAUUACAUGAUAAUUAUUGGUCAAAAAAAAAUAAUAAAUUACAAAAUAAUAAUAAUAAUAGUAAUAGUAAUAUUACAAAUGCAAAAUAUGUUGUUAAUUAUGAUGAGGAUAGUGUUGUAUUAAUGGAAAAUAAAACAUCUGAUAAUAAAAUAAUAAAAAAUAUUGAUACAACUGAACGUGCAACUAAAAGACCAAAUAAACAAAUAACAUCAACAACACGUGCAACAAAACGUGUGACAUCAUCACAACGUGAAUUACCAAAAUAUCAUUUACAUGAAAAUGAUGAUAGUAUUAUUAUUGAAAUGGCAAAUUCAAAAGCAACACCACCACCAUCAUUGCCACCAGUUGAAGUUAAAAAUAAACAACAAUUUGUUAAAAUAAAUAAUAAUGAUAAAAAAUUAAAAACAGUUGAAGCUAUGAUUAUUGAUUCAAAACAAUUGAUAAAUAAUAAUAUUGAACCAAUUGAAUCAUUUGUUGAUUUAAAAACAAUUGAUGAUUAUCAAGAUUAUCCAGAAGCAUUGGAGCUCAUUGAUGAUACAACAACAGCAUCAUUACGACCAAUUAUUGAUGAUUUUCAUUGUAUGGAUUAUCAUAUUAUUAAUACCAAAGAAAAUACAUAUGCAAAUAAAUCAGAUGAUGAUAUUGAGCAUAUAUUUAAUACUGAUAAUACAUUAUUAGUUAUUGAUGAUGAUAAUAUAUUAACUGUUGUUGAUAAUAAUGUUGAUGAUAUUAAUGAUAGCUAUAAUAUAUCACAAAAUUUAUAUAGAAAAUGUAGUAAAAGUACAAUAUCUGAUGAUGAUUUAGAGCAUAUACAAAAAUCUGAAAUAUCAGAGCUAUAUGAAGGUGCUAAAGCAAUUAUUAUUGAUAAAAAUAUUGAUAAUUUAGAUAAUGAUGAUGAUGAUGAUGAUGAAAUUGAACAUAUUGUACAUAAUGAAGGUAUUGAUGAUACAAUAUUAUCAACUGCAUCAACUACACCAGGUACAUCAACACCACAAUCAGUACCAUCACCAUUACCAGGAUCAUUACCACCACCAUCAAUUAAUGAUCCUCCUCCUUCAACAACAGCAAAAAUACAAACAGCUAAAUUAUUUACAGAUAAAAAACAACAAAGAAAUUCAAGAAAACGUAAAGAUGUUGUUGUUAUUGAUACUGAACCAAUAUUAAAUAAUAGUAAUAAUAAUAACAACACAACAGAUGUUACUGUUAUUGUUAAUACACUUGGUACAAUUGAUGAAAAAAAAUUAACAAAUAAUAUUAAAAAUGAUACAACAACUGAAUUAACAGACAAUAAUAAAGAUAAAUUAAUUGAUCAAUUGAAUUUACAAAGUUUACCUAAAAAAACAAAAGUUAGAACAUCCAAAACAGCAACAGCAACAACGGCAACAAAUAUACAACAAAAAGUCAUAUCAAAUUGUAUUGAAAUAAUUGAUAUUGAUGCUAUGGAAAAAGCUGAAAUGACUGUUAAUAAUAUUGUUAAUAUACCAGAAUGUAAAAUACUUGAACAAUGUCCAGAUAUAUCAUUAACAAGACAUAAAAAAUCACGUAAAAAUAAAAAAAUAAAUAAUGAUCAUUUAUUAUCAAGUACAUCAUCAAAACAACAAUGUGAUCAACAACAAGCUACAAUAAUAUCUAAUGAUAAUGACAAUGAUGAUGUUAAAAAUUGGGAUAAAAUUGUUCAUAGACCAAUUUUAACACCAACAACAGUUGAUGUUAAAUUAACAGAUGAAAUAUCAAUUGAUGAUGAUGAUGAUAAUACUAAAACAGUUGUUCAUAAUGAUGCUGAUGUUGCUGAUGAUAAAGUAUUAGAAAAUGUUGAAAAUAAAAUACCAAUAAUUGAAGAAAAAAGUCCAUCAGUUGAAGAAAUAACAACAACAAAAAGUGAUGAUGAUGAUAAAAUUGAAAUAAUGAAUAAAAAAGAUGAUAAAAAGAUUGUGAAUAAUGAUCAAAGUGAAGUGAUAUUAAAAACGUCUGAUCAAGGUCAAGGAAUGAGUCAAGAUAAUGCAACGAGAACAGAAGAACAACAUGUUGGAACACCAAUGGAUACUGAAGAUGAUACGGUUGUUAAAGAUAUUGCUGAAAAACCAACAACAGCAACAACAACAACACCAGCAUUACCACCGUCAUGGUCAUCAGUUGCUAAAAAAAAUAACAGAUCAAAAAAGAAAAAACGUAGAUGAGUAGAGGAUUGCGUUGAUAUGCCUGGUGCCAGUCUUGCUCUUUAUAUAUUAUUCAUGCAAGUUACUGGAGUUGAUUGAUUAAAAUGGAAAUAAAAUUUAGCAAAAGGAAAAAAAAAAAAACAAAAAUAAAAAGACAAAAAAAAAAUAUAUAAAAAUACAAAGAAAAAAAAAAAAAAUAUUAAAAUACAAAAAAAUAAUCGAAAAAAAAAAAGAAGUAUAUUUAAAUGUAGAUUAUUUUUUUCUUUUUUAAUUUUUUUUUUUUUGCUUGUAAUUAUAAUCGAUUUAUAAAUUCGAUUAUAAAUUUUAUAAAAAAUAUUUUCCAAUUUAAUUAACAAGAUUAAUUAUCGAAAAAUUAACAAUUUUUUCAACUCUUUUUUUUUUCUGUUAUUUUUUUUGUUUUUAAAUCAAUGAAAAUUAAGUUGAUGAUAAAUUGAAUGAAUAGAGAUGUUAAUGAUGACCUUGACAACAAAUUAAACUGAAUUAAAAAAAUUAGAUAAAAUUAAUUAAAAUAUAAAUGAUGACUUUGAAUUUAUUAAUAGAAAAAGUCACUAAUAUUUAAAAUUUGGCCAUUCAGUGUUCAUUUUAGAGUAUAUCCAUGAUGAUAUAUAUUUAUUCAAAAAAACCAUUAGAUAUUUUAAAUGAUUAAUUAUCAUAAAUAGCUAGAAAAAAUUAUAAUUAUAUAUUAGCAAUGUUUAUGUGCAACGUAAAUAUUUAUCUGUAUUAUUUAUAGCUUUUGAAAAUCAAUUUUUAAUGAUGAUUGAUUAUAUUCAAAAUAUAUCAAUUUUAUUUAAAUUGACAAUUCAUCAUUAUAAAAUUGAAUAAGAAAUUUAAUUUUUUUUUUCUUCAAAAAGUAUUAAUUCAUUUGUUCUUAUAAAAAUACUAGCCAUGAUUUUUUUUCAAUACAAUUGGAUAAUUAUACCAGUCUCUAUUCAUUUAUUUAAAUAAAAAAUUUUUUUUUCUUCUUAAAAAACUGGUAAUCAUAAUAAAAUUAAAAUUCAUUUGAUAAUUCCAAUUAAAUUCAGUACAAAAAAACAAAAAUAUAAUAGUUUAAUUAAACACUUGGUAUUAUUUUACGGGUUUAUUGAUUGGAUUAUAGAUUAUAUUGCACAAAAAAAAUAAAAUGUUAUUUACGUGAGCACACAGAAUAGUUGAAUUUAUAUAAAAAAAAAAAAAUAAUAAUAAUAUAUACUGUAAUAAUAAUUAUUAUCAAGGUAUUUUAAAUAAUUAUUAAUUUUAUUUUAUUUUGCGUUUUAAAACAAAUUAAUAGUACUAAUUUUUAUCUAUAGAAAUUAAUUAAAAAAAAAAAGACAAAUCAUGUCGGAUUUUUAAAACGAGCUUUAUUAUUAUUCAAAGCUUAAUUUAUUAAUUGUACUAGCAUCAAAUAUUUUAUUCAUUAACGUAUUAAUAUUAUCAAAAAUUUUACGUUAAAUAUUUCGCAUUAAUUUUUUUCUUUUUAAAUUUAUUAUUAUUUGUCUUAGACUGAGAUAUUAUUUUAAUUUUUUUUUUGUUUUUUUUUAAAAAAUUCGUACCUCAUGUGAUUCAAUAGGAAAUUUUUUUUUUUUUUUAAUUAUUAUUUAUUUUAACGUGGUGCAAAUUAAUUGCCAUGAAAAUUGGUGCGAUGCUAAUUAAUUUGAAAUGAUUAUUAUUCAAUUUAAAUUAUCGUGUAAUUUUUUUUUUUUUGAAAAUACGAGUUUUAAUUUUUAAUUAUUUGCAAUAAAAAUAAAGUGUUCAUAUAAAAUAUUUCGAAAUAGUUUUAAUUUCGGUGCAUAAUAGAUGGAAAAUUUUAAGCUAAAUCAUUGUUGAUAAAAAAAUUUAUUUCAUUUGAAUUAUUUUGAUUUAUUAAGUUUUUCUUUUCGAAAGAGUUUGUCGGUUAUAAUAGAAAAUAAAUCAAUUAAUUUUCACGAAUAUUAAAAUACACAUAUAUUAAUUUACAAUAAAUAAUAUUUAACAACAAAAUAUAUAAUUAUUUAAAAACUUGGGUUAAAUUUUAAAUGACAAUACUCACUAUUAAUUAAUAAUUUAAUUUAAAAAAUAAAAAAAAAAAAAAAUAUAAAAUUUUUUUUUUUGUGAUAAUCACAAUCAGCAUUAUUAAUACAUAAUACGUAUUUUAAUUAAAUAAAAAAAAUUAAUUACUAGCUGCCCGAUUGUCACAAAAAAGUGAAAAAAUGUUAAAAAAAUAAAAAAAUAUUAAAACAAUCAAAUAGAACAAAAAAAAACUAAAUAAAUUUAAAAUAAAAAAAAAAAACGAUUUCUAAAAAUAUUGCAAUUUUAAUAAAUAACAAUCGGCAUUAAUAAUUAAUAAAAAAAAUAUGUGAAUUUAUGAUUUUAAAAGUUAACUAGUAGAAAAUAUAAAAAAAAAAAAAAUAAAAAGUAUUAGAAGCUAUUGAAUUAAUAAAAUAAUUAAUAUAUUCUUAUUUACAUUCGCCGAUUGAUGUUAGCUUUAUCUGUGUGCUAAUUAAUUAACAAAAAUUAAUUAUUAUUAUUAAAUUAUUGCCUUAUCAUUGAGUUCAUAAUACUGUAGGUACUAAUUAAAAAUUUUACACAGCCAAACUGUGUAAAAUACGUUUUAGAUAAUUAAUAAUUUAUUGCACAUUGAUAAAUAAAUAAAUAAAAGUAUUGUCAUUGAAUGUAAUAUUAAUUAUUAAUUAAUAAAUCAAUUAUUAUUACUCGUGAGAUUUCAUAGCACAUAUAAUAGAUUGAUAAUAGCUUUAUUCAAAAUUAUAAAAUCAUUAUUUAAAAAAACUUGUUUUCCUUUUAAAAUUUGACGAUGAAAAAAAUAUCUGUGGUAUAUAAAAAAUAAACAUACAGUGUGAAAUAUAAUUUUACAUCAAUAAUAAUAAUAAUUGAGCAAUAGUUUUACUGAAAUUAAAUUAUAAAAAUUAAAAAACUGUUUAGAAAAUUUUAACGAAAAUAAAAUACACGAGACGUAUGUGAUAAUCAUAAAAUGUGCUUUUUUUUUUGCUUUUUUUUUUGACUAUUUGUGGCAUUAAAGGUGAAAUUAUUGAUAUAACAAAACACUCACACAGACACACGAUAAAUAAUUGUACAAAAAAAAGAACAAAAAAAUAUGUUUGUUGAUUAAAAUAGUGUGUAAGAAUUAAAUCAGUGUGCAUUGUCACAUUGUAUUGCAAGAGAAAAUAAAUAAAAAAAAAAAAUAUUGAAGCAUAAAAAAUGUUGUUUAU
This is a messenger RNA of Aphidius gifuensis, 8883 nucleotides long. RefSeq lists its product as uncharacterized. Lineage: Eukaryota; Metazoa; Arthropoda; Insecta; Hymenoptera; Braconidae. Gene Ontology annotation, cellular component: cytoplasm. The record is from RefSeq and is a predicted model, not a curated record. The transcript has 5 exons. Bases 473 to 5701 code for a protein of 1742 amino acids. Gene Ontology annotation, biological process: autophagy; response to starvation. Gene Ontology annotation, molecular function: protein binding.